AUGGCAAAUUAUCUUGGAGUUACCUCAGCAGUGUCUUUCAUCUGGGUUAUGACAUUCCUGGCUCAAAAUUACUUUGUAACAGGCUCCAUUAAUUCACCUUGCAGGAUCAAGGGUAUAGGAAUUUAUCUUGAUCAGAAAGCUAAUUUCUCAGAAGCGAGUAAUGGAUGUAAUCAAUUCAAUCUACAGCUGGCAAGCAAAAAACAAGUUGAGGAGGCUCUGAAACAUGGCUUUGAAACAUGCAACUAUGGAUGGGUGAAAGAUGGAUUUGCUGUUAUUCCCCGAAUAACAUCCAACCAGAAAUGUGGUCAAGGAAAAACUGGAAUAGCAAAAUGGAAUGCUAACAGGGAUAAAAAAUUUCAUCUCUACUGCUUCAAUUCCUCAGAUGUCCAGAUUAAUUCAUGUCAACCAGACCCAACUACCACAUUUCCUUCAUCAACUGCAUCAAGGAACUUCACUGCAUAUUCAGCCUCUGAUUUGACUGAGAACAUCACAGCAGUGCCCACUGUGACUGUGACUGAGUCAGAAGAAUUCCUGAAAAAGAGAUUUCGUGUCAUAUGUGUGACUGAAACCAUCUUACCAACAGAGGGGCCCACCACACCAGUGCCAGAGGAGCAUUUGCCCACUGACUUUCCCAAGCAUACUCCCCACCUGGCUUUUAAGAAUGAUGCUGUUGUAUUUGGAGGUAUCCCCACUGCACUUCUUGUACUGGCAAUCUUCUUCUUCAUUAUUUCAGUUGUUCUAGCAGUCUGUUAUAUCAAAAAGUACAAGAAAACCUUCCCAUUUUUAAACAAGAAUCAGCAAAAAGAAACAGUUGUAACUACUGCUCUCAAAGAGACAAAAUCAAACGACCAAACACCUGAGAAGGAAACCCAGAAUAAUGGAAAUAAGGUAGAAGAGUGUAAAACUAAGCCUGAGCCCACAGUAAAAUGUCUAGAAGCAGAAGUUUAA
Messenger RNA from Cinclus cinclus, 948 nucleotides. RefSeq names its product lymphatic vessel endothelial hyaluronan receptor 1 (gene LYVE1). NCBI's taxonomy places the organism in Eukaryota, Metazoa, Chordata, Aves, Passeriformes, Cinclidae. Gene Ontology annotation, biological process: cell adhesion. The record is from RefSeq and is a predicted model, not a curated record. The coding region runs from base 1 to 948 and encodes 315 amino acids. Gene Ontology annotation, molecular function: hyaluronic acid binding; transmembrane signaling receptor activity. Gene Ontology annotation, cellular component: plasma membrane. The transcript is spliced from 6 exons.